UGUAUAAAAUGCUUUGAUUUACGAUGUCUUGGGGGGGUUUUGUUCGGAUUUUCUGUCUGAAAAGAGAGGAGAAGGAAUGAGCAAGGGAAAUAGCGAGUUCUAUGAUUAGCGCUCUUGGCAGGUUACGCAAAGUUGACCUUGCUAGGGACGUUCUUGAGACUGUGAUUGAUGCGUGUGGAAAAUGGGGCAUGGAGUUUAAGAGGGCGUUAGAGACUUUCGAUGAGAUGUUGAGAAAUAAGGUGCAGCCCGAUAGAAUUACCUAUAAUUCGCUUCUUGCGGGUUGUAGUAGUGUGGGACUGUCGGAGAAGGCUCGGACUUUGUUUAGUGAGAUGGUGGAGGCAGGCAUUGAUCAGGGUAUAUUUGCGUACAAUGCACUGUUGGAUGCGGUUUGUAAAGUGGGGCAGAUGAAUUUGGCAUAUGAAAUUAUGUCGGAGAUGCCAGCGAAGAGUAUGUUGUUGGAUAAAUAAGGAUUUUGUAACUUAUAAUGCUCUUCUGGGCGGUUAUGGGAAGCAGGGGAAGUAUGGUGUAGUCAGAAGAAUAUUUGCAGAGAUGAAAGCAGAACAUGUAUAUCGUAAUUUGUUAACGUAUUCAACAUUGAUCGAUGUGUUCUCAAAAGGCGGUUUGUACAGGGAGGCAGUGGAGGUCUUUAGAGAGUUUAAGCAGGCAGGGUUGAAAGCUGAUGUGGUUCUUUAUACUACACUUAUUGAUGCUCCGUGUAACAUGGGCUGGUGGUUCUUCAGGAUGUGUUGCUUUGUCUGUGCUUCUUGUUUUGCCUUGCUGAAUAGAAUCUUGACUAACAUGGAAGAGCAGUUCAUACUCAGAGUUCCACCAUCUGUUGCAGAGCGAUUAGACCGCCUUCUGAGUGAAAGUGAAAAUGCAUCAUCUUCUGAAGACAAAUCAUUGGAUUUGUCCUUUUCUGAGGAUGGGAAGAGCGGGACAUUCGUCAUUGCCAAUGAUCAUUUCCCUGCAUCUCUUCUGGAUCUUCCUUCUGUUGUGGAAUCAUAUAAAACAUAUGAUGACAGUGUGUUGAUCAAGACUGCAGACAUUGGUCAGAUGAUUAUGGUUAGAGAAGCAGGUGAUCCUGCUCCAGAUAUGGUGGAAUACAGACAUGGUCUCACCCCUUCUAUGAGGGAUGCUCGAAAGCGGAGAUUUCGCAGGGAGCCAGAUCUAAAUCCUGAGCUUGUACAGCGAGUCUUGAAAGAUCUAGUGAAGAUCAACGCUGGUGCAACAGCCAAUAAUGCUGAUGCUGAAGUUGCUGAACAAGAAGAAGAUGGAGAAGGAAAUGUUCGUAAUGUGAGUAAAAAACCUGCGCCUGCGCCUGCUGCAAAGACUGAUGCCCUAGAAGCUGGAACUAAUGCUGGGGAGCCUGACAGAAGCGACUCUGAUGAAUCUGAUGACUCAAUUUGACUUGAAGCCUCUUCUAGAAUUUAAAAGGUGUAUAGAAUUAAUAGGAGCUGUCUCCUGUGGUUCCUGUUUAGUUUGAAUAUUUCGUUGAAUAGGUAAUAUCUGUUGAUUUAAUUUACUGAAUAUUUAGCUGUAUGCUCAGUUGUAAACUCUAGUAAGGAUUUCUCAAGCAUACUCCCUGUGUACUUGGGAUUUGCGUAUUAUUAUGAAUAAAACUACUUGAUUACCGAUCAAAA
Carya illinoinensis is the source of this 1640-nucleotide messenger RNA. RefSeq names its product transcription initiation factor TFIID subunit 7. Lineage: Eukaryota; Viridiplantae; Streptophyta; Magnoliopsida; Fagales; Juglandaceae. Gene Ontology annotation, biological process: transcription initiation at RNA polymerase II promoter; RNA polymerase II preinitiation complex assembly. Gene Ontology annotation, molecular function: protein binding; RNA polymerase II general transcription initiation factor activity. The record is from RefSeq and is a predicted model, not a curated record. The transcript has 6 exons. Gene Ontology annotation, cellular component: transcription factor TFIID complex. Bases 418 to 1407 code for a protein of 329 amino acids.